Messenger RNA from Bufo gargarizans (Asiatic toad), 339 nucleotides. Its product is annotated as cystatin-B-like. Gene Ontology annotation, cellular component: cytosol. Gene Ontology annotation, molecular function: cysteine-type endopeptidase inhibitor activity. The record is from RefSeq and is a predicted model, not a curated record. The transcript has 3 exons. The coding region runs from base 1 to 339 and encodes 112 amino acids. NCBI's taxonomy places the organism in Eukaryota, Metazoa, Chordata, Amphibia, Anura, Bufonidae.
AUGGACGGUGUGAAGCAAAAAUCUAAAGUUAAGGAGCCACCAUUUAUGUGUGGGGGGGUGGGUGCAGAAGAGCCCGCCAACCCUGAAGUCCAGGCUCUGUGUGACGUGGUAAAACCUGAGUUUCAGGUAAAAUCCGGGGUUAACGCCGCAAAGUUUAAGGCCGUCUCCUUCAAAUCUCAAACUGUUGCUGGAAGGAACUUCUUUGUGAAGGUGGAUCUUGGAGGAGGUCAGUUCUGUCAUGUGAGAAUAUUCGAACCUAUGCCUCAUACUGGAGAGAAAGCGAGUCUGAGCGGCUUCAAGUUGGGGAAAAAGAAGGAAGACGCCCUCGGUUAUUUCUAG